AUGUUCCAGUGUAUUAAGGCUGUCUACUUCUCUGUCCUGCCAGGCUCAGGACAGAAGGGACAGGAACCCAAAAGAAAGGCUGAAGGGGCUAAAGGGGACGAAGCCAAGGUGAAGGACGAGCCACAGAGAAGAUCUGCAAGGUUGUCUGCUAAACCUGCUCCUCCAAAGCCAGAGCUCAAACCUAAGAAGGUCCCUGCAAAGAAGGGAGAGACGGGGAAAGCCGAUGCCAGUAAGGAUGCGAAUGUUCCUGCAGAAAAUGGAGAUGCCAAAACAGACCAGGCACAGAAAGCUGAAGGUGCUAGAGAUGCCAAGUGACUUGUGUGCAUUUUUGAUAACUGUGUACUUCUGGUGACUGUACAGUUUGAAACAUUAAUUUUUAUCAAGUUUUAUAAAAUGCAGA
Molecule: messenger RNA, 400 nt
Organism: Mus musculus (house mouse)
Lineage: Eukaryota; Metazoa; Chordata; Mammalia; Rodentia; Muridae
Product: predicted pseudogene 16510
Exons: 2
Coding region: 1-315 (104 amino acids)
Source: RefSeq, a predicted model, not a curated record